CCCAACGGAUGCCACGGAGCCUACAGCCGACACUCUCACUACCCUCUCUCUCAUAUUCGUGGGAGUGUUUCUAUCGCUCCUCAUAUUCAUCUCCAUCUUCGGCAACAUCCUGGUGUGUGUGGCCAUCUACACGGACCGCGGGCUAAGGAGGAUCGGCAACUUGUUCCUGGCGUCCCUCGCCAUCGCAGACUUGUUUGUCGCAGCGUUGGUCAUGACGUUUGCCGUAGUCAACGACCUGCUGGGCUACUGGAUCUUCGGCGCUCAGUUCUGUGAUACGUGGAUCGCGUUCGACGUCAUGUGUUCCACCGCCUCAAUCCUCAACCUGUGUGCCAUCAGUCUGGACAGAUACAUUCACAUCAAGGAUCCUCUCAGGUACAGUAGGUGGGUAACUAGGAGAGUGGCUGUAGGGACGAUUGCUGUGGUCUGGCUGCUGGCAGGCCUCAUCUCCUUUGUCCCCAUCUCUCUUGGUCUGCACAGACCGCCACAGCCUCUGGUAUUCACCGCAGGAGACACUGAGUACCCGACCUGCGCACUAGACCUCACUCCCACCUACGCAGUCGUCAGUUCCUGCGUAUCCUUCUACUUCCCCUGCGUGGUUAUGCUGGGCAUCUACUGUAGACUGUACUGUUACGCACAGAAACACGUCAAGAACAUCCGGGCAGUGACGCGGCCAUUGACGUCAUCGCAGCUGGCUCCAGUGACGCACCACGCGUCCUCGCCAUACCACGUCAGCGAUCACAAGGCAGCAAUCACCGUAGGAAUCAUCAUGGGCACCUUCCUACUCUGCUGGGUACCCUUCUUCUGCGUCAAUAUUAUUGCCGCUUUCUGUAAAACGUGCAUCCCUGGAAUGGCAUUCAAGGUGCUGACAUGGCUGGGAUACUCCAAUUCAGCGUUCAAUCCCAUUAUUUACUCCAUAUUCAACACGGAGUUUCGAGAAGCGUUCCGCAAGAUUCUUACUGCACAUUCACCACCAUGUUGUUGUAAACGUUAUGACAACGUCACCGUCGCUCUGGGGGCCAACCAUCAUCAAGCAAAGAUAAAGCAGAAUGGUCGCAAAGAGGUAAAUAGCUCGAGUCCUCGCAGCAGCAUAGGCUCUCUACGACAGACGAGGGUUAACUCUACAGACAAAGUUAUCCUUGAGGAGGAGACAUGCGCGAUCUGACCUCCUAGUUUCACACAUGAGGAGCUUGUCUAGUAGGGAGAUUUUACUGGGGAAUAGACAACCGGAGUCCUCACCGUAGUACUGGCUUUCUACAACGUACGGUCAGGGUAAAACAGAUGAACUGCAAGAUACGACUGCCAAAGUGCAAGAACUCGUCUUGGUAGAUAAGAUAACCGGACGUGAGUUACUUAUGUAAGUCCUCGUGUAAUGUACGACCAAUCAUCACUUGGAGCAAAUAAGGAUAACUCCACGGUCGGUUAGGCUUUCGCACCAGAAAAUCCACGUAACUCGGAGUAAUGAGCUGGGAGAUGAGAUGGUAGAUGUCUCCCCUCCAUGGAGGGUGUCAGCUCAAGACUAUGGAUCGUGAUUUGGCCACUAUGUACGAGACAAUAGGGCUGUUCAAGAUGAAGAAGUACAGUCAAAGAUACGAAUGAGUUUACUACUGACAGAAGCAUCAAUUUGCUCCAUCAUGCGAAGGUCACCUCUUCAGAGAGUGCCUUUGUAGAUAACACAUCUUGGCCAAUUCAACCUCCUAGGCUAACCCGCGAAUAGCAGAUUGUUGAACAUCUACAAAGCCUAUAAAUAUUGCACGGCCGUCCACUCUUCUAUAAACUCCUCUAGAUCCAUUGAAACAGAAUUUCAUCCCCGAAGGAAUGAUAGAACAGCCCAAAAUAAUACAACCUGCAAGACUACGUAACAAAUACAUUUAAAAAAGUCAAAAGGCUUGAAGAAAUCAGAAUUGUGAAUAUUUAUAGUAUAAUUGGCAGCAAUGCUCUUAAGGAAUACGGGUUGAUUCACUCAAAGUAUUACAAUAGGUAACUUGUUAGACGUGCAUUUUACAGAGAACUUUAAAUGAACAACUUCCCUUCUUUUUUUUGUGACAUUUUACAAGAUGCUAUUUUAUAUUCAAAAUUUGCCACCAUUUUCCAAAAUGGUAGUGAUAUUUAAUUUUUGUCAAUGGCAUCCUCACUUUUUAUGAUUGUUUUGGAUUCAACGUAAAAUUUUAAGAACAUUUUAUUCUAGUAAAUUUUUUUAUAAGCCUAUCCGAUGGAUCUACA
Macrosteles quadrilineatus (aster leafhopper) is the source of this 2220-nucleotide messenger RNA. RefSeq names its product dopamine receptor 1-like. The record is from RefSeq and is a predicted model, not a curated record. Bases 212 to 1162 code for a protein of 316 amino acids. Gene Ontology annotation, biological process: adenylate cyclase-activating adrenergic receptor signaling pathway. The transcript has 6 exons. Gene Ontology annotation, cellular component: membrane. Gene Ontology annotation, molecular function: G protein-coupled receptor activity. NCBI's taxonomy places the organism in Eukaryota, Metazoa, Arthropoda, Insecta, Hemiptera, Cicadellidae.